UACUGUGCCGCUGACAAUGAGCUGCGGCGGUGACUGUGAUAAGUGAUCCUAAGUGAUCCGUAUAAACCCAUCUUCAUCGCUGAACGCGAGCAGUGGCAGUGGAGAAAGCUCGCACGUCGGUUGCUGUAAGAGCACACCUCUUGAUGACUCGCGCUUUACGUGAGCCGCAGGCAAGUCGGAGCUCGCAAUUAUGUUUGAUGUACCGCAGAAGUUCUACGAGCUGUGUCGCCUUUGUUUAUCCCUGGAUGGUGUCAAGUAUUCCAUAUUCAGGGAGGCGGGCACUCAACAGAAUUUCGCCGAGAAGAUAUCGGCGUGUCUGUCAAUCACAGUAAAAGAUGAUGAUUCCUUACCGCCGAUUAUUUGCCAGCAAUGCGUAUGUAAGUUGGAUAUGCUGGACAACUUUCGCGAAAUAUCGCAAAAAUCUGAUGUCUUACUCAAACAGUACCUGGAUUAUACCAAGCAACAGUCGUCUCAUGACGAGCUGAAAGAGUCUUUCUCCACUGCCAAAGUAGCGGGCGAGAGCCCUCUGCAAUCGUUCCUCGAAUUGAAUAGGAUGUUGUUCAACGAGGAGCCUAACUCCGAGCCGGCCAGCAUUAAUCAAAACAUAAUACCUCAAACUCAAACGCAUCAUCUAGAAUUGCAGAACAGUGAUAUGCAAGAACAUAAUAUUAAGUGCGAGCCAGACGAUGACAACAGUUCCAAUAGUUCUGAUCCUGAACGAUUAGAGAUUGAAGAUCGUGAUGAACAGGAAAUUGAAGGCGAGGCAAAUGGUUAUGAUAUGACCGUUAGUAAGAGGAUUAGAGUCGAGAGUAAUUACGAUGGUUCCGAAUCCAACACAGCAAAUUGCAGUCCAGUUAAUAGAAUGGACACACCAGAGAGUAACUGUUCCGACGGUCACAUUGAUCAAGAAACGACAAAGCUAUGGCAAGCUCUAGCCAACAACAGAAGCUUGGAAAUUACGCGAACCAAUGGUGAUAAACUGAACAAUGGAUUUACUGGCGAAGCUACCACUUUACUACGUUCUUUGAUCAACAAUAGACAGAUCGGUAUUACUACUAUUGAUUCGGACAAAAUGUCCUCGCAAAUCAGAUUUUAUAGGGAUACUCAAGGGACAGCUACAGAGCGUAUGUUGGCUGAUUUUCCUGUGCUUGGCAAUCGUACUAAUAUAGGAAGCUUAGAAAAUAAGUCUGUACAGAGUGCUUCGAUAGACAGUAAUCCGUCUAGCCCUGCCAGUAUUGGUCGUAAGGAGAUGGCGACGACGACAAAAGGUCGUAGAAAACAAAGCUAUCCGAGUAAAGCUCCAGCAAGUCCGGAUAUUAUCGCCAGUUAUCAAUAUGACCAUAGCAAUGAAGAGCAAGCACAUGAUUUUACCACAUGGUCGAGCAAGAUAAAGAAUAAGAUGGACGAUCAGAAAUUUGAUCAACAAAGCGGUAACGUAGCAAAAAAGGUCGAUAUGUCUUGUACAAAUUGCGGCACCAUGACAACAACUAUUUGGAGAAGGAAUAUGAAGGGCGAGAUGGUGUGCAACGCUUGCGGAUUGUAUUAUAAGCUACAUGGUGUUAAUCGUCCGGUUACUAUGCGAAGAGACACUAUACAUACGCGCAGACGUAGACCCAAAGGCGAGAAAUCGACGAGGCAUAGAAAAAAAGGGGACACUGUCUUAGCCUCUCCGUCAAUAAGAGAACAAAUGGAUGCCGAGAGUGCGGAUAUGCUGAAUGCUCUUCGACAACAAAUUCAUCCUCAGUUGAUGAUGCAUGCGGCGUUGACGCCUACACGCAUACCCAGUGGCCAUCCGCCUCCAUCAGUUGCUUACUCAUUACCUUUAUCUAGUUACAUGAUUCAUCCACACAUGAAAACCGAAGAGCGUGUGCAACGACACUUGUCUGUGGAUGAGGAUGCAGACGAAGGUGAUGAGGAGAAUGUUUCCGAUGUCCCUCUCAAUUUGGUGGCAACUUCACUCUCGGAGGAAACGCAUUAA
Molecule: messenger RNA, 1978 nt
Organism: Atta colombica
Lineage: Eukaryota; Metazoa; Arthropoda; Insecta; Hymenoptera; Formicidae
Exons: 8
Coding region: 191-1978 (595 amino acids)
Biological process (GO): negative regulation of transcription by RNA polymerase II; cell fate commitment; positive regulation of transcription by RNA polymerase II
Cellular component (GO): nucleus
Molecular function (GO): DNA-binding transcription factor activity, RNA polymerase II-specific; zinc ion binding; RNA polymerase II cis-regulatory region sequence-specific DNA binding
Source: RefSeq, a predicted model, not a curated record